Trifolium pratense (red clover) is the source of this 1236-nucleotide messenger RNA. Its product is annotated as multicystatin-like. NCBI's taxonomy places the organism in Eukaryota, Viridiplantae, Streptophyta, Magnoliopsida, Fabales, Fabaceae. Gene Ontology annotation, molecular function: cysteine-type endopeptidase inhibitor activity. The coding region runs from base 244 to 1119 and encodes 291 amino acids. The transcript has 4 exons. The record is from RefSeq and is a predicted model, not a curated record.
UCUAAUUAAUCUAGUAAAAAAAAAACCGGUCAAAACAAUAUGUCUAUAAGAGUUUGUCUAAUUAAUUUUUCUUUCUAAAAUGAAUAUUACUUUGUCAAAAAAAACAAAUAGAGUCAAAAGAAAAUGUCUAUAAGAGAUUGUCUAAUUAAUAUGACCUCGCACAAAAGUUAUCUAUAAAUUAUAAAUAUAAAUUUGACAGAAGUUUUAUCAUUCACGAUAACAAAGAAUAUCUAGCAUUUAAAGAUGGAUACAACAGAUAUGAAGAAAUUAGAAAUGGAAGAGGAAGAUGAAGAGGAAGAGAUUUUGGGAGGAAUAUUUGAAGUGGAGGGAAGUCAGAGCAACCCCACUAUUAAUAGUUUUGCUCGUUUUGCUGUUGAUCAACACAACAAAAAAGAGAAUGCAAUUGUGGAGUUUGUGAAGGUAGUAAAUGCAAAAAUUCAAGAUGUUGCUGGAGUGUUGUAUUACAUCACAUUGGAGGCCAAGGUUGGAGAGAAGGUGAAUGUCUAUGAAGCAAAGAUUUGGGAGCAGAGUUGGUUGGAUUUAAAGGAACUAACAGAGUUCAAGCUUGUUGGUGAUGCUCCUUCUGUUGACUCAGGCAAAAAAAUGGAUACAACAGAGACGAAGAAAUUAGAAAUGGAAGAGGAAGAGGAAGAGAUUUGUGGAGGAAUAAGUGAAGUGAAGGGAAGUCAGAGCGACCCCACUAUUAAUAGUUUGGCUCGUUUUGCUGUUGAUCAACACAGCAAAAAAGAGAAUGCAAUUGUGGAGUUUGUGAAGGUAGUAAAUGCAAAAAUUCAAGAUGUUGCUGGAGUGUUGUAUUACAUCACAUUGGAGGCCAAGGUUGGAGAGAAGGUGAAUGUCUAUGAAGCAAAGAUUUUGGAACAAGGUUGGAGAGAUUUAAAGGAACUAAUAGAGUUCAAGCUUGUUGGUGAUGCUCCUUCUGUUGACUCAGCCAAAAGCAAUUGUGAUAUGAGUCCAACUCAGGUAGAGACAACAUGUGCCAAUGUCAUAGAGGACCCAAAUGGAACUAGUGAAAUCAUGAGGCCACAAGACUUAAGCAAACGUGUGAGGAAAAAGCCCUUGUGGAUGAAUGAUUAUGUGUGUUAUAAAGGGAGUUUCUAAAAGAGGAUCAUCCUUGUUUGUAUGAGCCAUUUUCAUUCUUGCAUUUUUUGUUUUCUUAGAUCUAGCUAGUUUGGUAUAAGGUUGUUGACAACCAUCUCUUUAAUUAUACAUAUUGUG